UCGCUUGAUGCAGGAGCUGCUGGACCCAAGUUCUGUGGGAGUUCCCUGCUCUGGGGGACACAGGCAGCUCCUCUCCCAUCUCCCUGCUGCACUGGCUGAGACACAAGGAGAAAUGUAAGAGUGCAGCUCUGGGAAUUCACCUCUCUGGCAGAAGCCCUGUGGACCCAGCCCAGCACUGAGCCCUGUCAGCAGCAGCUGGGGAUGUUCAGCUACCUCCGGGAGCGCUUCAGCAGCCGCCUCCGGGAGCGCAGCCGGCGCCGCGCCAGGCUCGUCUCCAAGGAUGGCAGGUGCAACAUCGAGUUUGGCAACGUGGAGCAGUCCAGGUUUGUCUUCCUGAUCGACAUAUGGACAACCAUCCUGGACCUCAGGUGGAGGUACAAGAUGACCAUCUUCAUCUCGGCCUUCCUGGGCAGCUGGUUCCUGUUUGGGCUGCUCUGGUACGUCGUGGCCUACAUCCACAAGGACCUGCCCGAGUUCAACCCCUCCUUCAACCACACCCCCUGUGUGGAGAACAUCAACGGCCUCACCUCAGCCUUCCUCUUCUCCCUGGAGACCCAGGUGACCAUCGGGUACGGCUUCAGGUGUGUCACGGAGCAGUGCGCCACUGCCAUCUUCCUGCUCAUCUUCCAGUCCAUCCUGGGCGUCAUCAUCAACUCCUUCAUGUGUGGGGCCAUCCUGGCCAAGAUCUCCAGGUCCAAAAACCGGGCCAAGACCAUCACGUUCAGCAAGAACGCUGUCAUCAGCAAGCGUGGGGGGAAGCUCUGCCUCCUGAUCCGCGUGGCCAACCUCCGCAAGAGCCUGCUGAUCGGGAGCCACAUCUACGGGAAGCUGCUGAGGACCACCAUCACCCCCGAGGGGGAGACCAUCAUCCUGGACCAGGUCAACAUCGAGUUCGUGGUGGACGCCGGCAACGAGAAUCUCUUCUUCAUCUCGCCCCUCACCAUUUACCACAUCAUAGACAAGAACAGCCCCUUCUUCCACAUGGCAGCAGAAACCCUCCUGCAGCAGGACUUUGAGCUGGUGGUGUUCUUGGAUGGCACCGUGGAGGCCACCAGUGCCACCUGCCAGGUGAGGACGUCCUACAUCCCCGAGGAGGUGCUCUGGGGGUACCGCUUUGCUCCCAUCGUGUCCAAGACCAAAGAAGGGAAAUACAGAGUGGACUUCCAGAACUUCAGCAAGACAGUGGCCGUGGAGACUCCCCACUGUGCCUUCUGCCUCUACAAUGAGAAGGAAGCCAAAGCCAAAGAGAAGAAGGGUUACGACAACCCUGGCUUUGUCUUGUCUGAAGUCAAUGAAACCAGUGACACAAAAAUGUAGUGCCAGGUGUUCGUGGGGCUGAGUUUUCAGAGAGAAUUCAGUCUUGAGAGGAUUAAUAAAUAAUCAGUAAAACAAAACAGAAAGACUGUUUGGGUUUGCUCUAACCCAGCAUUUGUUUCCUCAAAAGCCUCCAAUCAAAGAGGAGCAGCAUACCAGUGAUCACUAUUUAACUACACUAUAUAUAUUUCAUAGAAUUUAUAUUUUUAUAUCCAUAGGACAUUUAAUGAAGCUGCUAUGUUGGAGUGUCCAACUCACUGAAGUUUUCAGGGGUGUGCAAAGAUGUUAAAAAGCCUGAAAAGAUGGAAAGAAAUUUUAGGACAAUUAAGAUACACAGCUGCUGGAAGGAGAACAUGAAAAGGCGAGACAGAAGGCAAAGUUAAAGAAACCUAAAGGACUUAGGAGCCAAAACCUCAAAAAAUUUUCUGGUUGCCGAAGUCCUCUAUGAAAACAGAGUCUCUGGCUCUGGAACUUGAGCACGUUUGAAUGUUCUUGAACAAUUCCUUCCCUCUUUCUUUGGGACUGGUACAGCUGCAGGACAGAGCAGUAAGGGAUGGGACAAGCCUAGGAAAUAGAGAAGGCAGAGCUUGGCCCAAGCUGCUGCAUCUCCAACUCCAAAAUGUGACUUCUCCCCUCUGAAAGCCUUUGACUCCUUUCAGGGAAAAAGCCAAAUGGAAAUAAUAACUGGAAAACCAAGGAGAAGCAGAGGCCCACUCUGGGACAAAAGGAAUUUUGCAGCUUAUUCCCAACUGUCCCAGGCUUCAGCUGCUCUUCACUGCCCCAGGAGCUGCCUGGAUGGGGAAUAGGGAACCAUUCGAAGACAACUCUCCAGAAAGGUGGGGAGAUGAGGAACACAUUCAUUCCUUCACACCUGGCAGAAAGCCCUCCAGUGGGAGAAGAGAGGAAAUUCCCAGCUCUGGAUGUAUCCUUCCAAAAAAUCCCCAAUGCAAACAGAGAUUAUCUUCCCCUUUGAAACACAAAGGUCUUGUUCAAAUAAAAACAGAGCCCAGGAGCCUCCUACCAACAUUUGGCUUCAGAUUUGGUUCCAAACUGUUCAUCCCCCCACAACCAAGCGUUCAUCCCUACAGGAAACAACUCCUGCUCAGUGGGAGCUGAGGAGUGCUGAACAUUUUCUGGGGCUGAUUUCUGACAUAAAUGCAACAAGAAGCUUCAACACCUUUUUAGUGAAUUUCUACUGCCUCACAGUCAGGGCUUUUUUCCCCAAUUCAUUGUUUCUGAGAGUCCUAGUGGCAGACCAAAGAGUUUUUGGGAACUCUUCCCAGUGAUGUAACUCAACUCAUCAAUUUUCAAUGCUGUGGUAAAAUGGAAAUCCUGUUAAAAGCUGCUGGACUAAGUGGUUUUAAAAGAAGGGGAGAAUUCAGCAGGUCAGAUGAUGCCAAGAGAAAGCUGUGCUGCAAAUGAGCACAGUGUGAGUAUGGAGAUCAAACUCUGGGAACCAGGAGUGUUCAGGUCCUGGUCCCAGUGUAGUGUGAGCUCCUCUCUUGGCUCAGAACAAAUCACUCUGCUCUGUAUCUCCAAUUGCCAUCUGUACCACGGGACAUAAACACUGAC
This is a messenger RNA of Zonotrichia albicollis (white-throated sparrow), 2886 nucleotides long. Lineage: Eukaryota; Metazoa; Chordata; Aves; Passeriformes; Passerellidae. The record is from RefSeq and is a predicted model, not a curated record.